AAGUAAUGAUUUUUUUAUCUCGUAAUAUAUCUAUGCAAAUUUAUAAAAUUACAGGAAAAUUGAAGGAGAAAGCGUUAUACUAUUAUUUGUACCCUAAAUAUUUUGACGGUACCGUCCAAAUAUAUAAAAUAUACCAGAAGCGAGUUCUGACACACAUGCAACUGCGAAAUUAUCGGCCAUGCUUAUUAUUCUUCGUGAACAUGCAACUCCUCUCAAUUAUUGGCGAACCAAUAAGCGUCUGCAGUGAGUUCACGAGAAAUGUAGAAAAGCGUAGUAUGGCAUUAAUCGAAAAAUCGACUUCAUUCGAUAGAAGAGAGUAUUCGUUUGACUUCAGAGAUCAACUGAAAAGUUUCGCGUUUCAUAAUCCGCGUCAAAGUUGCUUAUCAACGAGGACUUUUGAUUUUGUAAAAAAGGAAACGAUGCCCGCGGGUAUGGAGCGGCUUAAUCGCUGCGGUCGCCUGAUCGAGAGAGUACAAAAGGAUUUCCUGAAAUAUUAUCUGAAGAAAUGCCCGACCCUAUUCCACAUCUGCUACGAUCCGAUCGGCACCCAUCGGAAAGCCAGGGCCUUCAUCGGAUUUCUCUUUGGAUUUGUCGCAGGUGUCCUGUUGUACGAGGGCAUAAUCGUCGAUCUACAAUUUGACACGUAUACCAGUAUCUUUCUGGGAGCCUUCCUCGUCGCGAUGCUAUCGAUAGGAUGCGCAUCAUCGAUACAGAUAAGAUGUAUCUGUCUUUUGACAAUACCGACCUUUUUCGGCCGAGCUGGACGCAUUGUUUUAAGGGCUCUCAUUCUGGGAUACUUAAUUGCGGGGCCAGUAUUCAAUGUAACGUACAAUGGGAAAGAGGUGGUGAGAACUUUCGCCUGCACAACGCAGUUGACGUACAAUCUCACUAAGACGCGCUUUGAUCUCAUGUUUAAGCCUUUCCAGCAGGCGAUGCUCGGCAUGAAAGCGGAUGCGAAUGAGCUGAAGGAUACUUUAUCCUCGGUGAGAGAUUUGAUGGGCCCGAUAGUCGAGGAAAUCGAGGGCGAGGAGGAGAUGAGGAGACUGAAAGAGGAGAACGACUAUUUGGAUGAGCUCCAGGACGAUACGAGAAGAAGCGACGAGAUCGAAGAGAAACAUGAGAAAGAGAUCGCGACCGCGAAGUCCGAGGCGGAUGUUUAUGAGGCGAAGUACAAGAAAAAGAUCGAAGCUCGUUGCGAGGAGCAGCUUACCCACGGUGCCGAACGAUGCAGAGAUAUGUUCGGUGGCGCUUACAACAAAUGUUACGAUAAGGUGACGGUGUUCGCCGCCUGGCUACUGUGCUGGCCGAUGAAACUCACAUUCGUAUGUAAUCUGGUACAGGCCCUCGGUGGUUCCAACAUCUGCGACCCCGAAGGAAAAGUGGACCCUGGCAUCGGCGAGGGUUAUGUCGCUUUAAAAAAAGCGAGGGAUACGUUUGGCAAAAGUUUCAAGGACGCGAAACUGCAAUAUAAGAUAAAGAAGAUGCCGGUGAUUCUAGACUUGCACGAUGCCACAGAUGCUGCCAAGGCUGUAAUGCACGAAUUCAACGCACGUAGAAAAGUCUUUGAGUCAGUGAUGAUGAUUAUCAAAAGAUGCCUAUCCUUUAUUUUCUUGAGAAUUAUUCUAAAUGCUCAAGAGUAUCACGACAAAUAUCUGACCGAGAUCGAACAUGAUAACAUAUAUGUUACUUCGUACUUUCGAAAAAUCGAUGCGAGACGAAAAGCUCGUAGCAGUCUGACUCUGUUACCCUUGAAGAAAAUUGAGAGAUCAAGUUUCGUGAAUCCAUAUAGUCUGCGCCCGAGCAAAAUCGAGCAAGUUCAUCUGACCGGUCAAACGGUGAAGUUGAUCCUUGAAAUAAUUAGUAUAACGACAUUUAUACUACUCGACAGACUUUUUUUCGAGGCACUCGAUUUGGUUCGAAGACAUGCUUAUAUGGAAUAUACUCAGGUUGGUCAUCACGACUUGACCUUGGAAGUUCGCGGAAUCGGAGUGAUAGCCUCUCUGAUACGUAGUGUCAUUCGUGGAUUCAACGUAAAGAGGCGAGUGAGAAAUGUGGUAACCAACAGCGCAUGUUUACCGAGAGCCAGCAAAGUACCGAAUUACAUGAUUUUCAAGAUUUAUUCGAUCUAUCUGGCUAUCUGGACGUUGCUGUUUACGACUGCUUAUACCCAGCGUCUACGACGCGUGAUCUGCUCCUUCUUCUACAGAAAGCGUGAGAAGAGGCGUGUAUUGUAUCUCUACAACGAGAGCCUCAGACGCAGACUCGGACAUGCCAGGUUCAUGCGGGCUAGGGUCAAGAGUCUGGUCAGAACUCGGCGAUUGGAAUACGACAUGGAUCCGUGGAUCGCCCUGAGACUGCGCUGGCCGACGCUCUGCGGUUGGCUGGUGAUCUUCGCCUGGGCGCGACACAAAUGCCUCGUUUGUGGUGAAGUAGAGCCGAAAAGAGGCCCACGAUUCCUUAGAUGCGCAACACCCGGAUGUCCCUUCGUACACUGUUCAGAGUGCUGGGACGACGUCGGCAGGAUUUGCUAUGCCUGCGCGGAUAUCGGCGAGACGGACGACGACACAGACGAAUUUGAUACUUUCGCAAUAAAAUAGAAAAAGGACAGACAAUCUCGUAGAUAUUCUGCCCAAUACACGACUUAUAAUAUUAUGAACAUUAUGAAAUAUUGGCAUUGUUAAAUCGUAUUUAUAUAGCGUAUUUGUGUACACUUCGUAAAAGAAGUCACAAGAAAAUAUGGAGCACAAGUUCAAAAUUUUAUAAUUAUUUACAAUUUCUAAAAAUUGGAAU
Pogonomyrmex barbatus (red harvester ant) is the source of this 2790-nucleotide messenger RNA. RefSeq names its product protein sneaky. Lineage: Eukaryota; Metazoa; Arthropoda; Insecta; Hymenoptera; Formicidae. The record is from RefSeq and is a predicted model, not a curated record. Gene Ontology annotation, cellular component: membrane.